Messenger RNA from Pelodiscus sinensis (Chinese soft-shelled turtle), 4846 nucleotides. The record is from RefSeq and is a predicted model, not a curated record. NCBI's taxonomy places the organism in Eukaryota, Metazoa, Chordata, Testudines, Trionychidae.
AGAUGCUGCAGUUCGUUAGCAACCAGGUUGGAGAGUUUCCAGAUUUGUUCUCAGAGCAGUUAUGUGGCACGUUCCAGAGCAGUGGUGGAGGUAACAGUGGUGGGACCUUGGACCAUCCACUGCAGAACUCAUACAACCAGGCACAGCUGCAGUCUUUCCCAUCUACCACUGCCUCUCCCCAGCUACAAGCCGUGCAAGUCAAAGUGCCUCCAGCAACAGCACCUGCCCCUCAGCGAUCUGCACCGCUCCUUCAGCCUCGCCCCCAGCUUCAGCCCCAGCUCCAACAGCAAACUGUGAUGAUUACACCAACUUUCAGCUCUGCUCCCCAGACCAGGAUCAUUCAGCAACCUCUAAUAUACCAGAAUGCAGCCACAAGUUUUCAAGUUCUUCAGCCUCAAGUUCAGAGCCUGGUGACGUCCUCCCAAGUUCAGCCUGUUACCAUUCAGCAGCAGGUGCAGACUGUGCAGGCUCAGAGGGUGUUCACACAGGCUGCCAAUGGCACCAUCCAAACGCUAACCCCUGCCACUGUCCAGACAGUAGCUGCUCCUCAGGUCCAGCAAGUUCCAGUUCUGGUCCAGCCUCAGAUCAUAAAGACAGAUUCUCUUGUCUUGACAACUUUGAAAGCAGAUGGUAAUCCAGUUAUGGCUGCAGUUCAUAACCCUGCCCUCACUGCAUUGACCACUCCUAUUCAGACAACAGCACUGCAGACAUUAGUUGGCAGCAACGGGACCAUUUUGACCACAAUGCCCAUGAUGAUGGGACAGGAAAAGGUACCUAUCAAACAGGUGCCUGGUGGGGUCAAGCAGCCAGAACCACCCAAAGAAGGAGAGAGGAGAACGACCCAUAAUAUCAUUGAGAAGCGAUAUCGCUCGUCUAUAAAUGACAAGAUCAUUGAGCUGAAGGACCUGGUCAUGGGAACAGAUGCCAAGAUGCACAAAUCUGGAGUACUGAGGAAGGCCAUUGAUUACAUUAAAUACCUACAGCAGGUCAACCAUAAGCUGAGACAGGAGAACAUGGUUCUGAAACUGGCUAACCAGAAAAACAAGCUGUUGAAGGGCAUUGACCUGAGCAGUCUCGUGGACAAUGAUGUAGACUUGAAGAUAGAUGACUUCAAUCAAAACGUUCUCUUGAUGUCUCCCCCAGCCUCCGACUCGGGGUCCCAGGAGGGCUUCUCCCCCUAUUCCAUUGACUCUGAGCCAGGAAGUCCACUCCUGGAUGAUGCAAAGGUUAAAGAUGAACCCGACUCUCCCCCUGUGGCCCUUGGCAUGGUGGAUCGCUCUCGAAUACUUCUCUGUGCUCUCACAUUCCUCUGCCUCUCCUUCAACCCCCUGACAUCCCUCCUGGAGGGCCGAGGGAUGCCUGAAUCGGACAGCUCUUUAUAUCAUGGCUCUGGAAGGAAUGUGCUGGGCAUCAAGUCAGGUGCUGGUGGCUGGUUUGACUGGGUGCUGCCCACUUUGCUGCUCUGGCUGGUGAACGGUGUAAUUGUCCUGAGCGUGUUUAUAAAGCUCCUUGUGCAUGGAGAGCCAGUGACCCGGCUGCACUCUCGCUCAUCUGUAAUGUUCUGGCGGCAUCGCAAGCAGGCUGACUUGGAUUUGGCUAGGGAAGAUUUUGCGGCUGCCGCCUCAAAUCUGCAGAUCUGCCUGUCAGUUCUGGGUCGAGCGCUGCCUGCAUCCCGCUUGGACUUGGCCUGCAGCUUGUCCUGGAACGUGAUCCGCUACAGUCUGCAGAAGCUGGGGCUGGUACGUUGGCUGCUGAAGAGGACUUCACAACGACAGCGAGCAAGAGAGGCUGCUGCUGGCUUUGAGGAUGAGGCCAAGACCAGUGCUCGGGAUGCAGCUCUGGCAUAUCACAAGCUCCAUCAGCUCCACAUCACAGGUAAACUUCCAUCCAGCUCAGCAUACUCAGGUUUGCACAUGGCCCUGUGUGCUGUGAAUCUGGCUGAGAGUGCAGAGGAGAAGAUCCCACCCAGCAUGAUGGCAGAGAUCCACCUGACUGCUGCUGUUGGCCUGAAAACCCGUUGCGGAGGCAAGCUGGGCUUCCUGGCGAGUUAUUUCUUAAACAAGGCCCAGAGCCUGUGUAGCUCAGAGCGGAGUGCCAUUCCCGACUCCCUACGCUGGCUGUGCCACCCGCUUGGACAGAGAUUUUUUGUGGAACGGAGCUGGACAGUGAAAUCUGCUACAAAGGAGAGCCUGUACUGUGCCCCGAGGAACCCAGCUGAUCCCAUAGCACAGGUUCACCAGGCGUUCUGUGAGAAUCUGUUGGAGAAAGCUGUGGAUUCCCUUGUGAAGCCUCAGGCCAGGAAAGGGACUGUGGGACAGGAGGAGGAGCAGCCCUGUGAAUUCUCUAGUGCUUUGGAGUACCUGAAAUUAGUCAACUCCUUUGUGGACUCGAUGGGAACCAGUACUUGACCCACUGACUAGUGUGUAAGCAGACAGGGUGUGACAAAAUCUGCAUGUGGCCCUGAUUUGGUGUGCAGAUGGUGGUCAGCAGCGAUCGCCAUGGCAAUCAGUUGGCUCAGAGGGGAUGAUGCAGGCGUGAGGUCCCGUUUCACAGAAGUGGAGCGCAUGCCCAAAUCCCUGGAGAUGUCUGAGAACGCCCUGGUGAAAGCCAUCUUCCACGUGUGCAAAGCCAUGCAGGCCUCCCUGUCGGGGAAGGCAGAUGGGCAGCAGAGCUCCUUUGGUCACUGUGAGAGGGCCAGCAGCCACCUGUGGAACAGCCUUAACAUGAGCAGUGGUGUCUCUAAUGCUGGCCUCAACAAUAUGAUCCAGCUGCUGGCUUGUGAUUUACUGCUCUCACUCCGCACCACCCUGUGGCAGAAGCAGGCUAACUCCAGCCAGGCCCUGGGUGAGACCUACCACGCCUCUGCCUCCGAGCUGACGGGUUUCCAACGAGAUCUUGGCAGCUUGCGUAAACUGGCCCAUGGCUUCAGGCCUGCUUAUCGCAAGGUGUUUCUGCAUGAGGCCACUGUGCGCUUGAUGGCAGGCGCCAGUCCCACCCGCACCCACCAGCUGCUGGAGCACAGCUUGAGGCGGCGCACCCCCCCGAGUGGCAAACAAGGUGAGCUGGAUGCCCUGCCAGGACAGAGAGAGCGAGCCACAGCGAUUCUCUUAGCCUGCCGCCAUCUCCCCCUCUCCUUCCUCUCGUCCCCGGGCCAGCGAGCAGUCCUGCUGGCAGAAGCAGCCCGCACACUGGAGAAAGUGGGGGACAAGCGCUCCUGCAAUGACUGCCAGCAAAUGAUCGUCAAACUGAGCGGGGGCACUGCUAUCGCUGCCUCCUAGCCCAGGGGCCCUGCAGCCAAAGCCAGCCUUGUGAACCAUCAGACUGGACUCUCGCCCCAUUAUACUCCCCUUUAGCACAGCGUUCUAGAGUAGGGCCGUGCAAGUGGAAUCACUUGGGCUGGGGAGGGCUCUGAACUAAUCCAGGGUUGGCUUUCCUAGUCACUGGCUACAUUCAGGCCUGGUGGCGGGACUGGAAACUGGCUAGGAGCUCCUCACUGGGGUGAGAGGCAAUGCUGGGCGAGGAGGAGGGGUCCGCAAGCCCUGAGGACACAAGUGCUAUGGGUUUGUGCCUAAGGGCUGUCACCCUCCCUCCUCUCCCAAACCUGUCUGGGCUGAGGAACCACCCAGCACCCCCUGCAAGGCAAUACCAGCAUCUGAGGCAGAGUCUACCUGCAGACUGGCUGCCUGCCAGCUCGGUGGGGAGUGGAGAGCCCUCGCGCUGUCUCCUCAAGGCAGGGCUUGCUAAGCUGUUUUUACAUGAGCCUUUUUCUAUAGACUCUGCGUGUGUGGGAAGCUCUGGGGGAGGGGUGGUGCUUGGGGUCAGCCCACCCCACCCAGGAAUCCCCCUGUGAUUUUUAUACCUUUGUUUUUUAUAGCGAUGUUCAUGGCUUUACAAGACAUAGGGAACGGUUGCAGUAGAUUUCUCAACACCCCCAGCCUUGUGUGUCUCCCACAUCUUGUCACUGCGCUGUCUCCUGCCUCUGGGGCCAGGAGGUUUUCUGGUGUAAAUUAGCAGCAUCCACGGUUUGGGCGCGGGGUUGCCCCUUUAUGGACAGAGUACACCGGGAGGGCUGCUUGCGUGGUGAGGGACCCAGGAUAAUAGGGCGUGCAGAGACCUGAGAAGAGGGAGAAGUGUCUCUCUGUUGGCACAGAUUAAACGGGUUUUUAAAACGAGAAUGUUUGAGAUUUCAUUACACUCAAUUCUAGAUUCUGUCCUCUCCCCCCAUCUCCUUUGUGUGUCCUCAGUCUGCAUCUGCAUGGCAGGUUUUGCCCCCCAUGAGGAAACUUAAAUAAACUUGGUCUCUGCUAUGGUUUGGAGCACCUUUGUUUGGAGUGUGCUAAUGCCAAGCCAUGUGACAUUGCAAGAGUACAGGAUGGGGGAAGGGAGGAUCAUCCAGUUUUCCCCCCACCUCUCUCAUUGCCCCUUCUGCCCAAAGGCACUGUGGGAAAUCCUUCCUGUGCUAUGGAAGCCAGUGCUUGGCAGGCCACAUUGCUGCUGCUCUCCCUGUACCUGUGCUGUGACGGGUCGAGCUAGAACUGCAUUGGUACCGGGUACCAUCCUAUCCUGUGCAGGCGCCUGCAGCCCUUCGUUAAUGCAGCAUGGUGGUCUCAUCGCAGAAGCAGAACAAAUUUUUGUUAAACCUUUCUAGGUGUAUUCAGUUACUGCUAAGAAAAGGCUCUUGGAGCUUCAGUUACUGCUAAGAAAAGGCUCUUGCAAUCACACGUGGGAUCUUCUGCCCUUGUUUUGCAGUGUGCUUCUGGCAAAGAUAUUUCAAAGCACAGCAACUGGGAAUGUUGUAUGCACCAGCUUCGCUGAGAUGGAACGUAAUUCCGCCUCCCAUCGCACC